UGUGUCCCUCAGACACAGCGGAUCACCGAUGCACGGAAAGAGCCGAAGAUCUGUCACUCGGAGAGGACAUCUACACAGAUCAUCAGAGCACUGAUGAUCAGUGUAGCCCUGAUGAUCAGUGUAGCCCCAGCAGCGCCACCUGUCAGUGUCCAUCAGUGCCAGCUCUCAGUGCUAAUCCAUGCCACCUGCCAGUGCCCAUCAGUGCCACAUUUCAGUGCCCAUCAGUGCCACAUCAAUGUCACAUAUCAGUGCCCAUCUGAGCUGCCUUUCAGUGUCACCCAUCAGUGCCACCUAUCAGUGCUACCUAUCGGUGCCAGUCAGUGUCACCUAUCAGUGCCAGUCAGUGCCGCCUAUCAGUGCCCGUCAGUGCUGCCUAUCAGUGCCGCCUAACAAUGCCAGUCAGUGCCACCUAACAGUGCCA
Messenger RNA from Staurois parvus, 421 nucleotides. The record is from the annotation of a GenBank genome assembly. NCBI's taxonomy places the organism in Eukaryota, Metazoa, Chordata, Amphibia, Anura, Ranidae.